Molecule: messenger RNA, 913 nt
Organism: Drosophila erecta
Lineage: Eukaryota; Metazoa; Arthropoda; Insecta; Diptera; Drosophilidae
Product: zinc finger protein 717
Exons: 3
Coding region: 65-913 (282 amino acids)
Biological process (GO): regulation of transcription by RNA polymerase II
Molecular function (GO): DNA-binding transcription factor activity; RNA polymerase II cis-regulatory region sequence-specific DNA binding
Source: RefSeq, a predicted model, not a curated record
UUUCAGAGCCUGUAAAAUUGGGAACAUUUGACGGCAGCUCGGUUGUGAGGUGUAUUUAGCAAUAAUGCCCAGUAUUUUUCGCAGCUUCUUGUCCGAUCGCCAUAGUGGCAAGCAGGAGCGAUUCUACGAACGUUAUGAAGCGUUUUUCCAAGCCAUUCCCAACCUGCCAGCGAUGCCCAGGCCGAAAAGCAACCACCAUUUCAGGGCAGCCACUAAAGCGGAGCACAAAAACAACAUUAAGUUCACCUAUUGUUAUGGUCGAAAUGAGCCCAGCAGCGAUUGGCGGCAGGGCGACGAUAUACCCAUUGUGGUCAGGCGGGAAAUGGAGGAGCGACUGGGCAUCCAACUGAUGAGCGUGCUGCCCAUUGAAGAGAGCUCUCUGGUCAGCCAUACCAUCUGGGAGCUGAAAAUGCCAGGCGAAAGUUUUGCUUCGAUGCCCACUACCAGAAACGGCAUCAAGGUUGGCAUCACUACGGUCCUGGCCGAGUCCACGCUAACUCGCUCGAAGCUCACGCGGAAGCGACCCAUUUUGGCCAAUGUGAGUGUGCCACCAACUAUUGUGCCACUGCCACUGCAGCCAAAAAAGCUGACGGAGAGGAGGCGCUUCAAGCGGGUGGCCGGGCAGUUCGAGUGCAGGGAUUGCAUCAAGAAGUUCGAUCACUCCUGGAUGCUGACUGCCCACAUAAGGACGCACACUGGAGAAAGACCCUUCGUGUGUCCUGAUGGCAGUUGCCGAAAGGCCUUUGCGGAUCGCUCCAAUCUGCGCUCCCAUCAGCGAACCAUGGGCCACCACGAGUGGCAGCAUCAAUGUGGACAGUGCGGCAAGUACUUCAGCCAGCUUUGCUAUUUGAACCGCCACUCGAUGGACGCUUGCCGCAAGUAUCUGAUGUCCGUGAUGCACAAGAGGUUCUAG